Molecule: messenger RNA, 1527 nt
Organism: Peronospora matthiolae
Lineage: Eukaryota; Oomycota; Peronosporomycetes; Peronosporales; Peronosporaceae
Source: the annotation of a GenBank genome assembly
AUGCGAACAUUCGGGUGUCAGACAUACAUACUGACGCCUAAAGAGAAUCGACUCAAGUGGGAUCCAAAGGCUCGCGCUGGCAUAUUCGUGGGCUACGAAGAAGUUUCGAAGGCAUAUCGUGUUUAUGACAUCGAGGCGGGGCAGGUGGUUAUCAGCCGCGAUGUCAACUUCGACGAGUCCACCUUUGGACUUCAACUGCCGAUCACUGAUGAAGAUGUCGAUGACCUGGACUUCGAAUUGCUGGAUCUUGAUGACGAAGAGCUGCGUCAAAUGGAGUACAAGCAAACAGGCAAGCGCAAGAACCGACUCAAUGAUGAAGAUACAGCAGCUCCACGACCGCGUGCAGUGCGUCAACGACCAGGACUAGAAGAGUCAAGCGCGCCGGAAAACAACUCGUCACGACAAGAAGAAGACGAAGAAACGAAGGAUUCUGGUGAUUCAACACCGCCUGUGUUUUGGCGUGCGAGUGCAAAUGCCGUUGAAGCAGCAGUGGACUUAUCAGAACCCUCAACAUUUGAAGCAGCAGUAAGCGGCCCUGACCAAGUGCACUGGAGAAAAGCAAUUCAUGCAGAGCUCGAGUCAAUGCGACUUCGCGGUGUGUUUCGUGCAGCCAAGCUGCCCAACGGACAACGCGCCAUUGGCACAAAAUGGGUGUUCAAGAUCAAGCGCAAGGCGGAUGGGUCGAUCGAGAAGUACAAGGCAAGUCUCGUGGCAAAGGGCUUUCUCCAGAAGUAUAGAAUCGACUACACCGAGACGUUUUCGCCCGUGGUCAAGUAUGUGACGCUGCGAAUGGUGAUCGCAAUUUCCAAGCAUUUUGGAUGGCCCAUCGACCAGCUUGAUGUGGUGACAGCUUUCCUGUAUGGCGUCAUGAAGGAACAAGUGUUCUGCGUGAUUCCUGAAGGCGUCGAACUUGACAGUACGUUCGACUGCCUGGAAUUGGUGAAGUCAAUUUACGGCCUCAAGCAAGCGUCGCGAGUGUGGAACGAGACGUUCGACGAGUAUGUGUGCUCCAUCGGAUUUCAAGUAUCGGACUUCGACCCAUGUCUCUACAUCAAGACUUCGGACGGCCAUUGCGUGUUUAUACUGGUCUACGUGGACGACGUCUUGGUGACUGGAAGCUCACUCGAGCUGAUUGCACAAACCAAGAACGACCUGAAGACGCGGUUCGAAAUGACGGACAGCGGCAAGUGUGCGUUUGUUCUUGGGAUCGAGCUUUUGGACGGUGAAGAUGGCAGUGUGACACUAUGUCAGCGUCGGUAUGUCGAUGAUAUCCUCAAGCGCUUUGGCAUGGAUGAUUGCAAGGCAGUCGCAAGUCCAGUCGACAUGAGCUCUCGACUUGUUUCAAGUGAUGCAACUACCAAGGUCGAUGCUCCUUUUCGCGAAGCUGUUGGUGCGUUGAUGCACCUGACCACUGCAACGCGUCCGGACAUUGCGUUUGCUGUGGGCUAUGUGUCGCGGUUCAUGGAAAAUCCCCAAGAAGAACACUGGGUUGCAGUUAAGCGUAUCUUUCGCUACCUACUGUUGUAA